Prorocentrum cordatum is the source of this 1866-nucleotide messenger RNA. NCBI's taxonomy places the organism in Eukaryota, Dinophyceae, Prorocentrales, Prorocentraceae. The record is from the annotation of a GenBank genome assembly.
AUGAUCGGGCGCGAGGCAACAAAACUGGUGGCACUGCGGGCCGCUCCAGGGGGCUCCUCGCAGCUGGCGCCGGCGGCGCCGGCCGGGGGCGUUCACGCCGCGGCCGAGCAGGGCAACGUCUGGUGGCUGGAGUGCUGCGGAGCUUCGCGGGGCUGCCAGGCGCAGCUUAACGACGGGGACCUCCGGGAGGACACGCCUCUCCACCGCUGCGCGAGGAGCGGCCAGGCCGUGGCGUGCAGGACGCUCCUCCGGCUCCGCGCCGACCCCGCGAGGCGCAAUCGCUGGGGCCUCCUCCCGGAGCACCUGGCGGCCCACGGCGGCCACGGCGGCGUCUCCGCGCUGCUCAGGGGCGCGCGGCGGGCUGCGGGCGCGGCCGCGUGCUCCCCGGACCAGCGCGCGGGCGUCGGAGGCGGCAGCCGCGGCAUCGAACCGUACGCGGCUGAGGCGGCGCAGCUGGUCUCCAGGCACCCGGACGGCCUGGGCCUCUUCGACGGCUCCGCCCUCGAGGCCCUCGGGGGGCGCCUGCGGACGGCCGAGGUGCUGCGCCACGCCACGAACCUGGCGGCGGGCCGCGAGCUGCUGGGGCCGAGGGCCCUGGCAUCGGCGGCGCCCGCGCCCGCGCCCCCGUCCUCCGUCGCGGGGCUGCUCCGCGGCCGCCGGGAGGAGGACGAGGACGCGGCGUUCCGCCUGGCCGCGGUGCUGUCGGCCCAGGGCCUCGAGCUGGAGCGCGUGCCGGAGCGCCUGGCGCCGGGACAGGCGAGCCCCCCCGCCGACGGCUCCGAGCCGCCGCGGUGGUGGCAGAGCCCCACGCGGGACGCGCGGGAGACGCAGACCUGCGGGCUGCUUGUCUUCGAGCCCGCGGGCCAGGUCACCCCCGACGCGCUCGGGCACUGGGUGGCCCUGCGCUUCGAGCCGCAGCCUCCGGCCCGUGGGGCCGCCGACCGCGGCGGUGCGGAGCCCGCCGCCGGCGGCGGCGGGGCGCUGCCGGAGAGCGCCGGCGACGAGCGCGGCGAGCGGCCGGCACGGGAGCCGCGCGCCCGCGAGGCGGCGCCCGGCGGCGCGCACGCAGAGGUGCCGGCAGCUGGGCCAGCGGUGGAGCAGCCUGCGCGGCCUGGCGGAGCUGCGGGGAUUGAUGAGCCCGUGGAGGCCCUGGCCGCCGAGCCCCCGCGGGAGGCGGCGCCGUUCCUCCGGCUGGACCCGCUGAGGGGGCCCUUCCGGCUCACCUGCGGAGAGGCGCGCGAGCUGCUCGUCAGAUACAAGGCGGGCUGCCCAGACGGGGGGCCGCAGGCGCCGCCGCGGCGCGCGCGGGGCGCGGGCGGCAUGGUGAAGAUACUCGGCGAGAUCGUGCCCGACAACGACCCGAGGGCCAAGCAGGCGGCGGCCCCGGGCGCCGCCCCGCGCGGCUCCGGCCAGGGCUUCGCCAACAGGCCGGCGGGGAUCCACUCCUCGCCGGGCGGCUCCGGCGGCGGCGGCGCUGCCGCGGCCCCGGGCGGCGCCCGGGCGCAGGGCGCGGGCGCCCCGCCUGCGGGCGCCCAGCCCUCGGAGGACCUCUUGACGGGGGACCUGGCGCGUGCGCUGGGCAUCCACGGGAGGACGCAGAAGGCGGACGUGCCCCUCGUCUACCUGCUCGUCGGAGGGAUCCUCGCCGCCCUGUGGGCCACGGGCCAGCAGGGCGUCGUGCGGAUGAUGGUCGUCGGCGCGUUCCUAUACCUCAUUUUCCAAAAGUACCAGCAGGCCAAGGCCAGCGGCAACGGCGUGUCCCUCGCUACCAUGUUCGGCGGAGGCCCGGGGGGAGGCGACGGCUCUGGCGAGUCCGACAACAGCUCGAGCGGGCACGUCAUCAAGCGUGGGCCCCACCAGAGCUGA